Molecule: messenger RNA, 2283 nt
Organism: Auxenochlorella protothecoides
Lineage: Eukaryota; Viridiplantae; Chlorophyta; Trebouxiophyceae; Chlorellales; Chlorellaceae
Exons: 1
Coding region: 1-2283 (760 amino acids)
Source: RefSeq, a predicted model, not a curated record
AUGACCCCCUCCUCCUGCUGCUCCCUCCAUCCCCUCGUUCUCUCGCGCUCAGGUCUCCCAGCCCGUGGCGGCCAGGUACUCGCCGUAGGGGUCGUGCUGCGCGCUGGCCAGGCCAAUGGGCGCUCGCAGGAUAUGGUCCGGGAUGCCAAAGGCGUCCACCAGGGCCACCGCCACACCGCGCAGCUCGCCGCACAGCGACUCCACCAUGCGCUUGACGGCCUUGGCCUUCUCCGGGGACAGGUAGUCGUCGUUACGGAACAGGAUGUCGGCGUGGAUGCGCGACAGCGCAAACAGGUCCGCCAGCGCCUUGAGGCUGCUGCGGCAGUCGGGGUCGUUGCAGCGCUGCACGCCCGCGUACAUGGACUCCAGCGCCACGCUCUCGAUGUGCGCCCGGGCCAGGUCCUGGGCAGUUGCGAGGGGGGGUAUGGGUGUCGCGUGGGGACGGCGGGUUCUCCCCGAACCGUGCCGCGGGAGCUCUCCUGUGCCCCUCUUCAGCCCCCGGUCCCCACCCUGCCAAUGAUCACCCCCCGCCCCCCCUCCCGCCAGCCCCCUCACCAGGAGGUGGAGCAGGCACCUGUUCCAGGCCUUGAAGGCGCCGUGGCGGCGCGUGUGCUUGCGCAGACGCGCGGCCACGGUGUGCAGCAUGCGCGCAGUGCGGUGGCGCAGCGCGGAGAUGAGGAAGCGCGGGUCGCGCAGGUGGCGUGGCGUGGUGUCGUGCGCGAGCAGCGGGUUGGCGGGCAGCGCGUCGCCCAGCGCAGCGCGCAGGUAGGACCAGGAGGCGGCGAGCGGGGAGCCGCGGAAGGAGUCGCGGUACUCCUUGAGCAGCAGGCCAGCCACCUGCUGCAGCAGGACGGUGUUGUCGCCCUCAAAGGUCUGAAAGAUGUCGUGGUCGGAGCGCAGGGCGCCCAGACGGUUGACGGCCGCGUAGCCGUGCCCGCCGCAGCACUCGCGGCACACCGACAGCGUGGCGGCGGUGAACCCGGUGGUGUAGGCCUUGAGCCCCGCGCUGAGCGAGUGCACGUCGGCCGUCAGCGCCUCGUCGCGCGUGCGCUUCAUCUCCACGUACUUGUCCACCAGCGCGUCCUUGGCGAAGGUCAGCGCGUAGGCGGUGGCCAGCGCGGGCAGCAGGCGCAGCUGCUGGGAGGGGUAGUCCAGUACCGCCACCUCCGGCGCUGCGCCCCCGGGGCCAAACUGCUGGCGCUGCGCGGAGUAGCGGAUGGCGAUGGUCAGCCCGCCCUUGAGCACGCCCAGGCUGCCGGCGGUGAGACCCACGCGCCCACCGGUCAGCUCCCCCAGCGUGGCCGCAAAGCGCUUGGCCGCGGAGGGCAUGGGCGAGGAGUACCGCCCCGCGCGGUCCACGCUGGCGAAGCGGUCCAGCAGUGCGCCGCGCGGCACGCGUACAUGCGUGAACCGGAUGGCGCCGUUGUCCACGCCGUUGAGGCCCACCUUGUAGCCGCAAUCCUGAAUGUCCACGCCCGGAGCCAGGCGCCCCGGCGCGGUGCGCAGAGGCACCACAAAGGCGUGCACGCCGUGGUCGUCCAGCUCGCGGCGGCCGGAGGCCGCAGGGACCUUGAGGCGCGCGAAGACCGUGGCGGCCAGACCGUCCUCCGCCGCGUUCCCGAUCCACCACUUGAGCGCGCCGUCGUCGGGGGUAUGGAUGACCCACUCGUCGGUCUCGACGUCCAGCACUGCCUCGGUCUGCAGCGCCGCCACGUUCGAGCCGUGGCGCAGCUCGGUCAUGGCGAAGCAGCCGGGGAGGUCGAAGCGGUCGAUGGCGUCGAAGUAGCGGCGGCGGUGCUCCUCCGAGCCCAGGUUCAGCACGCUGCCGCCCCACAGGCUGUACUGCACCCCCAUCUUCACCGUCAGGCUCAGGUCCACCAGGGACAUGAGCUCGCCCAGGUAGAAGUAGCGCCGGGGGUCGGAGGCCAGCAGCGUCAAUGGGCUCUGCCCCGACGCCAGCAGCGCGCGCAGGCAGCGCCGCACCAGCUCCCGGUGCUCCUCCUUGGACAGGGCCUCCAGCUCCUUCACCAGCAGCUCCGGGUGCUCCCGGAACACGGCGUACACCUCCUCCUUCAGCAGGUGGGAGGGGUCCAUGUAACGCUCCAUCAACGUGGCGUCGAACCGGGGGAGCUGGCGGUGCGCCCGCGCGGAGGUGGGAAAGGGGGCCACCGCAUCAUUCUGGGCUGGGUUCGCCGAGAGGUGGCCAGCCAGAACGUCCUGACGACGGGACAUGGUGGGGUCUCGUGGACCUCCCGUCCCGAGUGUCUGCAAUCUGGCCGGUGA